Messenger RNA from Beta vulgaris subsp. vulgaris (sugar beet), 808 nucleotides. RefSeq lists its product as uncharacterized. Lineage: Eukaryota; Viridiplantae; Streptophyta; Magnoliopsida; Caryophyllales; Amaranthaceae. The transcript has a single exon. The record is from RefSeq and is a predicted model, not a curated record. Gene Ontology annotation, cellular component: plasma membrane. The coding region runs from base 194 to 796 and encodes 200 amino acids.
UUAGCUCGUUUUUGCAGGCACGUAAUAUUGUCAGUCGACCGCGUCCUGUUCCUUCGUUUGUGUUGCGUUGACAUUUACUUUCACAACUCAAAUCUUUUUAUGUUCCAUCAAGUCAUCAACACAUAUGCUUUUGCUAAUAUGUAAACUCUCACAAAUUUUUUCAACCCAAUACAUUAUUAGAUGAUCACAAAAAAUGGUUAAUAGAACUUGCGUGAUCAUUAUCAUAGUAAAUAUCAUUCUUUUAGGAGGAGGUGCAAUUUUCAUCGCUUGGUAUUCGGACCACAUGGAGUUUCCAUCCUUCUCCGUCGAGCAAGGCGCCAUCAACGCCUACAACUUUACGGCCAAAAACCACCUCGACGCCACCUUCAUAUUCGUCGUCCGUUCACAUAACCGCGACCCAAAAUAUGAUAUCGAGUACAAACAAGUGGUGGUCUCGGUGUACCAUCCUAAUGGCUAUAGCUUGACAUACGAGAAUGAGAGUCCGUACAUCGAGCAUCACGGAAAUGGGAGCUUCUUCACGGCUCAUGCGGUGGCUCACGACGUGCUCGUGUCCGAUGCGGAUGUCGCGGCGGACUUAAGAAAUGGGACGGUGUCCGGGCAUUUGGAUGUGGAGGUUAGGGUCAGGGCUAAGGUGAGAUAUGAGGUUAAACGGUGGAAGCAUAAGAAUUAUCUAUUGAAGGCUAUUUGUUCUCCUGUAGUACUCAAUUUUACAACUUGGAAGACUUUCAACAAGACAUAUUGUAAUGUAGAUAGUUUUGAUAAACCUGCCAAUAAAAUAGAUAGUUUUCAAACUUAAAUGAUCUUUUUA